UUUUUGUCAUUUAUUGCUGGGAUUUUUUUUGAUCAUACCACAAAAAUGACGGCUCCACCUGCUGCCCUCCUUAAUAAAAACAAGAAAAACUUCAUUGGCAUGCCAGCGCCAUUAGGAUAUGUUGCAGGUGUUGGCAGGGGGAUGUGACUUCAGUAAGCAGCUAACACCCAGGGACCUACUUACUUCUAGGUGAACAGGGCAGCAUGUGUAAGAAAAAAUGCCCAGUUUUUUCAGGUGUUCAGGCACUGAACCCUGGUGUAGCAACAGGAUUCACCACUCGUUCUGAUAUUGGUCCUGCACGUGAUGCCAAUGAUGUCUCAGAUGAUCGACAUGCACCACCUAGCAAGCGCAAGAAAAAAGAUGAUGAUGAUGAUGAAGAUCUCAAUGAUGCCAAUUAUGAUGAGUUCAAUGGAUAUGGAGGAUCUCUAUGUAGCAAAGAUCCUUAUGACAAAGAUGAUGAAGAGGCAGAUGCCAUUUAUGAUGAAAUCGACAAACGCAUGGAUGAGAAGAGAAGAGAAUAUCGUGAACAGCGCUUGAAAGCAGAACUUGAGAAUUAUCGUCAGGAGCGCCCAAAGAUCCAACAGAUGUUCACUGACCUUAAACGAGAAUUAGCAAAUGUAUCGGAAGAUGAGUGGAGCACAAUUCCAGAAGUAGGUGAUGCCAGGAACAGGAAGCAGCGUAAUCCAAGAUCCGAAAGAUUUACACCCCUACCUGAUAGCGUUCUUUCUCAUAACCUAGGAGGGGAGAAUGUAACUACAAUUGAUCCAGGCUCAGGACUUGCUUCUAUGAUGCCAGGGACUUCAACCCCUGGAAUGCUUACCCCAAGUGGUGACCUUGAUUUACGUAAAAUUGGUCAAGCACGAAACACUUUAAUGGGAAUGAGAUUGAACCAAGUGUCAGAUGCUGUUGGUGGUCAAACAGUAGUGGAUCCCAAGGGUUAUCUGACUGACCUUCAAAGUAUGAUCCCACAAUAUGGAGGUGAUAUAAAUGAUGUAAAGAAGGCAAGAUUGCUGCUGAAAUCUGUUCGAGAAACAAAUCCUAACCAUCCACCUGCUUGGAUUGCUUCAGCACGUCUUGAAGAGGUGACAGGCAAGAUUCAAUCUGCUCGUAAUCUCAUUAUGAAAGGGUGCGAAAUGUGUCCGAAAUCAGAAGAUGUAUGGCUGGAAGCAGCUCGACUGCAACCUCCAGAUAUGGCUCGGGCUGUGAUUGCUCAAGCUGUCCAGACAUUACCACACUCACCCAGAAUAUGGAUUAAAGCCGCUGAUCUGGAAUUAGAGUUAAAGGCAAAGAAAAGAGUUUAUCGAAAGGCUCUGGAACAGAUCCCAAAUUCUGAGCUUUUGUGGAAAUUGGCUGUGGAACUGGAAGAGGAGGAGGAUGCUAAGAUUCUUUUAAGCAGAGCUGUUGAAUGCUGCCCUACAUCAGUAGAUCUCUGGUUAGCUUUAGCCCGAUUAGAAGUUUAUGAAAAUGCCAGGAAAGUCCUUAACAAAGCACGUGAAAAUAACCCUAAAGAUCGUCAAAUUUGGAUUACUGCAGCAAAGCUUGAGGAAGCAAAUGGCAAUAAUACCUUAGUUGGCAAGAUUAUUGAGCGUGCUAUCUCCACACUGCAAGCCAACAUGGUUGAUAUUAAUCGAGAUUUUUGGAUCAAGGAUGCCAUGGAAGCCGAGCAUGCAGGGGCUGUCCUGACUUGCCAGUCAAUCAUCAAAAAUAUAAUUGGUUAUGGAGUUGAAGAUGAAGAUCGGAAGCACGCAUGGAUGGAAGAUGCUGACAGCUGUGCUAGCCAGGGUGCCUUUGAGUGUGCCCGUGCCAUAUAUAGCCAUGCACUUUCUGUAUACCCAAAGAAAAAAUCUGUUUGGCUAGCUGCUGCUCACUUUGAGCGUAGCCAUGGGACAAGGGAAUCAUUAGAAACACUACUGCAGCAGGCUGUAACACAUUGUCCUCAAGAGGAAACACUCUGGCUUAUGGGUGCUAAAUCAAAAUGGCUUGCUGGAGAUGUUCCAGCAGCUCGGUCCAUCCUUGCACUAGCAUUCAAGGCUAAUCCAAACUCUGAAGAAAUUUGGUUGGCAGCUGUCAAACUGGAGUCUGAGAAUAACGAAUAUGAACGUGCACGGCGUUUACUUUCGAAGGCUCGCUCACAGGCAGCCACUGCCAAGGUGAUGAUGAAGUCUGCUCAUUUGGAAUGGGCAUUGGGUAAUUUGGAAUUAGCCAAAACAUUGCUGGAUGAAGGUAUCAAAGAGGUAGGUGACUUUGCUAAAUUAUGGAUGAUGAAAGGUCAGAUCUUAGAACAACAAGGUAAGAAAGAUGUUGCAUGGGAAGUUUAUAGGGAUGCUGUUAAACGAUGCCAAUCCUCAAUUCCUCUCUGGAGGCUACUUGCAACUUUAGAGGAACAGCAAGGUAAAUUAGUUACAGCAAGAGCCACGCUAGAGAAAUCGAGAGUUCGUAAUCCAAUGAAUGAUGAGUUGUGGUUGAUGGCAAUUCGUCUAGAGCUUAGAGCUGGUCAGCGUGAGGUGAGUCGGUCAUUAAUAGCACGUGCGCUUCAAGAGUGUCCUUCAUCUGGCAUCCUGUGGGCCCAAGCUAUAUUCUUGGAGGACCCAGCACAGAGAAAGAGUCGCAGUGUAGAUGCUUUGAAGCGUUGCCAGGAUGAUGCGCAUGUUGUUCUAGCAGUUGCAAAAAUGUUCUGGAUAGAGGGUAAAAAGAACAAGGCCCGGGAAUGGUUUAAUAAAACAGUUAAAAUUGAUCCUGAUCUGGGUGAUGCUUGGGCAUGGUAUUACAAAAUGGAACUAUUAUUUGGCUCAGAAGAGCAACAGCAUGAAGUGAGGAAAAGGUGCAUGGCAGCAGAUCCACGCCAUGGUGAGCAUUGGUGCGCAGUUUCUAAACAUAUUUAUAACUGGAGAAAAAAGACCCCAGAAAUUCUUCAACUAGUAGCAGAUAGACUUCCCAUUCCUGUGACUAGCAGAGAAGUUUACUGAGAUGAACUUUUUAAAUAAUAUGUCACAUUUUCUUUUAUAUAAAUUUGGGUGAUUUUUCCCUUUAAAAUUGUACGGUGUGAGAUUUUGUUAUUCACCAUUUCAUUUUAUCGCUUGUUUCACCUCAUAAUUAGUAAAUUAAAACAGCGCUGUAUGACCUUAGUGGGUUUAGCGCUUCUUUUCAAUCAUAAUAAUAUUAAAUUAAUGACUUGUAAAGUUUUACAUAGAGCAGUACAUCCUCACUACAUAAAUUUGCAUAAUGUAUCAAGUUUAACAGGUGGGGCUCAAACCCAUGGCAAGUUAGUCUUCAACCGGGCAGGCCCAGUGUUCGCUGGCUCAUGAAUUUGAAGACUGGUUUGCCGUGGGUUCCAGCCCCACCCAGUCUGCAAUAUUUUUUGUCAUGUUAUUAUGAUUUUGAGUGUCAAGAUUUCCAUUAUGUGUUGGUAAAUAAUAACUUGCGAAAUUGUAGCGACACGAUUGCAAACAAACCAUACCACGGGUGGGGCUUGAACUUGCGGUCAGAGAGUUGUAAAACUCCAGACCAGCCAGUGGAUAAUGCGUCGGUCUGGAGUUUUAAGACUCUCUGACCGUAAGUUCAAGCCCCACCCGUGGUAUGGUUUGGUAAAUAAUAUUUUGGUAAAAUAAUAAUCUUACUUAAUUAUGUUUUCUUUGUAAUGCAGAAUGAGCAUUUAUAUGUGGAGCAUCUUGUAUAAACUAAGAUAAAAAUAAGUGACUUAUGGAAUUAAGA
Cherax quadricarinatus is the source of this 3711-nucleotide messenger RNA. It is a transcript of the gene Prp6, whose product is annotated as pre-mRNA processing factor 6. Gene Ontology annotation, molecular function: protein binding. Gene Ontology annotation, biological process: spliceosomal tri-snRNP complex assembly; mRNA splicing, via spliceosome. Lineage: Eukaryota; Metazoa; Arthropoda; Malacostraca; Decapoda; Parastacidae. Gene Ontology annotation, cellular component: catalytic step 2 spliceosome; U4/U6 x U5 tri-snRNP complex. The record is from RefSeq and is a predicted model, not a curated record.